AUGACUGAGGAGAAGAGACCGCCCGCUUCUGCGGAUGCUGCCGACGAUUUGGACGACCUGGAUGGCAAGUAUCAGCGUGAUUGUGGUGCCUCAUCGAGUUGCACGUGCUGCGGUGCUGACAAAUUCUCUAUGUCUAUGUAUGCGCCCACUCAGAUGUGCUGGAUGACUUCAAUCAAGGCUCUUCGGCAGCUGCGUCCGCUUCGGGUCCUCAGCCUUCUUCUUCCGCACCACAGCCAGCAGCUGCACCGAGCACGACUGCCUCAGAUGCCAAACCUUCGGGUGACGACUCAGAAGCCGGAGCAGAGGAGAAUGAUGAUGACAUUUUCGAGGGAGACUUUGCGAAAGAGUUGGCUCAGGGGAUGGAGGCCUUGAUGCGAGAAUUGGGCGGCGCUGGUCCAGGAGCAGGUGGGACGGACACCCAGUCAGGUCAACUACCGGCGGGCGCCAGCGGGCCUGUUCCUCCGCCCGGUGCAGAUGGUGCUCAACCGCAGUAUAGCGAGGAAGAGAUGAUGAAGCAGUUCGAAGCUAUGAUGCAAGAGAUGGGCUUGGGAGGGCCGCCCGAUGGUGCCCCUGCCGCAUCAGGUGCGGGUGGCGCUGGCAGCACUUCAACCGGCGGAGCAGCUGGUCCACCCCCGGCAAACUUCCAGGAUGCCAUUCGACAAACCAUGGAUCGACUCAAAAACUCUGACACUUCCGCUUCGUCUGCUACGGGUGCCGGAGGAGGCCUUGGAGGGAUGGGAGAGGCCGAUCUGGAGAAGCUUAUGGCUGCAUUGAGCGGCGGGGAAGGAGGCGAAGGUGGAGCUGACUUUGAAAAGAUGAUGGAGAGCAUGAUGGCGGAGCUUAUGAGUAAGGAUGUCUUGUACGAGCCGCUGAAAGAGCUGAGGGAUAAGGUGAGUGCAAGGCGCUUCGCAUUCUUCCGGCCGCACGAUGGCGCACACGCUCAACCCUCACUCCACUUCGCUUUGCUCUUGUCUCUAUGUUGGCCGGUCCGGUAGUAUCCCGAAUACCUCAACUCGCCUGCAGCUGCCAGUAUCUCUGCCUCAGACAGAUCACGCUACCAGGCUCAAGCCAGAAUAGUCUCGCAGGUUGUUAGCACUUUCGAGGAUCCAGCAUAUACAAACGGUACGGAGGAUCAGAAGAAGCAUUUGCGCGCGACUGUCGGCGAAUUGAUGAACGAGGUGAGUGCAGAUGCACCGCAGAUGAGGCUGAAACUCUAGCGAAGCUCGAUCCUCUGACCGUCUCACUUCUCUGCUCCACAGAUGCAGGACAAUGGGUCUCCACCCGACGAGAUUGUCGGUGACAUUCCGCCAGAGUUAGCAAACAUGCCCGGCAUGGGCGGCGGCGACGAGCAGUGCAGCGUCAUGUAA
Molecule: messenger RNA, 1367 nt
Organism: Ceraceosorus bombacis
Lineage: Eukaryota; Fungi; Basidiomycota; Exobasidiomycetes; Ceraceosorales; Ceraceosoraceae
Source: the annotation of a GenBank genome assembly